AUGGGAGCUUCCGGAACUGCGAUUGGUCCUGAUGGAAAGGUUUGAAGCGCUCAUAACUUUUUUAAAUGUAGUUUUAUUUUUUUAGCCUAUCAAAAAAGUUGCCUCCGACAAGUCUAAGGCACAGCGUGGUGGAAAAAGCGGCAUGAAUAAUCAAAGGGGAGGAAAGUUCGACAGGAAUGGACCGAAUCAGCGUGGCGGACCGAAUGUGAGUUUUUUUUUUUUUAAAUUUUAUGACUAAAGUAUGCUAAUUACUCUACGAAAAUCUUAUUUGAUUAAGUAAAUAAAAAUUACAGCGGCCAUUCAACAACGGACCAAUGGGCGGAAUUCCUCCGUUUGGAUAUUAUGGCGGUGGUCCUGGAGGUCCGAUGGGUCCAGGCGGACCUAUGAAUGGACCGAUGGGUGGACCAAUGGGUGGACCGAUGAAUGGGCCGAUGGGUGGACCGAUGAAUGGACCGAUGGGUGGACCAAUGGGUGGACCGAUGAACGGACCAAUGGGCAACAUGAUGAAUCCAAUGGCAGGUCCUAUGGGUCCAAAUCGACAAGGACCUGGAGGACGAAUGAAUGGCGGACCGGUUAGUUUCUUCAACUUGUUGAUGGCUGCUCUUCGAUACUUGCAGAUUUUUCGUUGAAAUCCGUUUUUCUCGUUAGUUCACGAUGAGAAGAUUGUCAGAAGUAGAUUGGGAUUCAUUUAUUGAGUUUUAUUAUCUCAAACUUUUUUGAACUCAUCAUCGAUCUAAAUUAUCAGAUCAGAGGGUAUUGAAUUAUUUUUAUCUAAAAAAAGAUUUUUGGGAAUAAUUGAAUUUAUCAACUUCAAAAGUUGGUCGUACCUUUUUUUUAUUUUUUUCUUUUUUUGAAAAAAAUAGUACGCCAGGUGUUUGAAAGUUCAGAUUUGAAAAAAAGAAAUGCCUUGAAAAAAAUCAUGAAGAAUAUAUUUUGGCAUAAAAAAAGUACAAAUGAAAAAAAGACCACCCGCCUUCUCAGUGAGGAAAAAUUUGAGAAUAUGAUUUGAAAUAAAUAUGAACGGUGUGUUCGGCGGGAGUUCAUAUGCGAACCCCAUCGUUUUUUUUUGUUUCACUUGCGGGUUAAAAAUCCAGUAUUUGGAUUAUAAUCAUUUUUCUUCCAGAACAAUCCACGUCUCGACAUUUUUCUUUUGAAAACAUCUCAACAAAGAUGUGAAACUAAUCAAUAGUCUAUUUGCGUUUUAUGCGGUUAUCAUUAUUGACAAAAAAGAAACCGUUUUUUUUCGUGAUUGAAAAAAAAUUUCCAUGAUGGAAUAAUCAUAUUUCUUCCAGAACUACCUACGUCUCGACGUUCGUUUUGCAGUAGCAUAAAAGCUGCUAAUUAUUUUUGAAAAGGCUUCUGAUACAAAUUCAUUUAAUCAGAUGCUGAACUGUUGAAAAAUGUUUCCACAUGGUUCUAGGAACCUUUUUGGAGUUUUGAAGAAGCUGAGAUUUUAAUAAACAUUCGUUUUCAGUACUGCUGUAUUAUUUUAACUUCAUUUUGAGAUUUUUUUCGGAUGACGUUGUUACAGUUUAUGAAAAGAACUAUUUCUUAACCGGUGUAGUUCAAAAUUUAUUGAUGAAUAUCAUGCAUCUGGUAAUGCAUUUCUCUUGAAAAAAAAAACGCAUACGCGUAGCCUUUUUGUGCCCUACCGCGACAAGUGCUGCGAAUGAAAGCCCAACUUUUGCAACUUCCAGAUGGCCGACAAUAGGAUGGGACAGCAGUCUUCAGGUCUAGUUAUUUUCUUUCCCAAGUGGAAAGUUCUAGUAGUUGCGAACAAUAAGUUCGAAGUUUCAUUUUUUUUUUUUUUUGAUUUUGAUCUCGCAAUCUUUCCUUUCAUUCCAUUUUUCCAUCACAUUCACGGCUGCAAUUUACGUAAUAAUCGUUUCAAAACAAAAAGCGAUGGUUAGUGUAGCAAAGAGCUCACUUUACCUCAAAUUUUUGCGCGCAACAUUCUUCUUGCUCUUAAUCAAAGCGUUUGAGUUUCUUUUUGGGCCCAGAAUUCAAUGAAAAAAUGUUGAUAAAACAUUUCUGAUUCUGUCAAUUUUUGCGUUUUUUCUCUUGAUAUGGUGAUAUUGGUAUGGCGCAUUUAAAAGAGAAGAAAAGAAAUAUAUUUUGGUGUCAAGUUUUUGUUUCAUAUACACGUAUUUUCAAAGCGUGUAGGCGCCGUAACGCUUUUCUGCUUUUCUGUGGUGCAUAUUUAGAAUAAAAAAACCACACUCUCGAUUUCUCUUCUUUUUCCUGGUUCAUUCUCAUUCAUUCAUUCCUGCUUCAACUAAGCUAAAAAAAAAUUUCACUCCUCAAUUUUAGGAUUCGGCGGACCUUCUGCGAAUACUGUAGGACAAGCAAAUGUUGGAGAAAACGUGAACUUUGUGAGUUUUCAGAUCUAGUUUUUAUUUAAAUUUAUUCUCUUCGCAGAGCCGUGACCAGCAAAGUCAACCGCAGCAACAGCAGCAGCCACAGACACAGCAACAGCAACCGUCUCAAGACCAGAGUAACGGUUCGUCGAUGCCCGCGGAAGUCCCCGGGUUCGGCAAGAACAGCAGCAUCCACGAACUUUUUGGUUUGAUUUCACUUAAUUGUCUUCAUUCAUGUUUUUUCUUCAGGUAAAAUGGUUUGGCGCAAGAUGGAGGGCCUCAGAGAUCAGGCGAUUGUCGACAAUCUACAGAACAGAAUCAUGAACCUGAUACACGACGCUCUUGCUAUGCAGAAUUCUAACGGUAAAAAAAUAUUUGAUUGAAAACGUUUUUCACAACAAAAACCUUUCCCGCUGAAUGAUAUAUUAAAAAAAUAAAUAACACUUUGAGAGAGUCUAUCCCCACGAAGAAAAUUUUUUUUAAAGUAGUACUUGACAUUUUGAAGAAAUUAGAAGAAAAAUUGAACGUAUCGGAAAGGUUAACAUCAAAAAAUCAUUAAAAAGUUCUCUACGUUUUCCGAACCCUUUUUUCAUAAUUCCAAAAAAAAAAAAUUGCUAUGGACUGUCGAAAAAAAUUGUUUCUAUAUUUUCAUGACAUAGUCUCAUUUCAGCUGCGAACUCGGUCACAUCAGGAAAUCAACAGCAGCAAUCUCAGCCUCAAAAUAACAACAAUUUGACUGCUUCCAGUCUCGGACUUGGCCGUCCGCAGCAGCAGUUUGGAAAUAACGGAAUGAACAACUUCGGAUUCCGCUCUUAUUGA
Caenorhabditis auriculariae is the source of this 3176-nucleotide messenger RNA. The record is from the annotation of a GenBank genome assembly. Lineage: Eukaryota; Metazoa; Nematoda; Chromadorea; Rhabditida; Rhabditidae.